Molecule: messenger RNA, 1401 nt
Organism: Caenorhabditis sp. 36 PRJEB53466
Lineage: Eukaryota; Metazoa; Nematoda; Chromadorea; Rhabditida; Rhabditidae
Source: the annotation of a GenBank genome assembly
AUGCAUUUUCUGCUCUAUCUCGUCGUCUGGCUCCAACUUUCCGCGUCUCUCAGUGCCACGUCACAACCGGUGGGUACAGUAAUCCUACCGUAACCCUUUGUAGCGUUUUUUAGGCCCGGACUCCCAUGAGAAACCUCUACGAGCACCUUUUUUCGGACUAUGUCAAGGAGAUCCGUCCGGUGCGCAAUGAGACGGACACUUUGAAAGUGGAGAUCAAAUUUUGGCUGAAACAGAUUCUGAAAGUCGACGAAAGGGAUCAAAUCGUCAAUAUUUAUUGCUGGCUGGAAUUGGUAAGCGUUGCGUACUUCUUUUCUGAAUUCUCUCUGAAAAUCUUGUUAUUUAGUACUGGCUAGACGAAACAUUGACGUGGGAUCCGAAAAAGUUUGGCAACCUGACUAGAAUCCACGUGCCGGCGCACAAAAUAUGGAAGCCCGACGUGCUGGUGUACAACAAGUGAGUGAAGCGAAAAAGCAAAAAAGCGCUGCCUGCUGCUGGAAUCGAACCAGCGUCGCCACGGCCACAACGUGGAGUACUAACCACUAUACUAAGCAGGCCGAAAGUGCCGGUCUUCGUUUUCGCUUAUGUACCCGCUGUGUGCGCGCGAGGCGAGGCGGCCGACGAGCGGGGAGCGCUGUGGUUUCCUGUGGAAAUUUUUAGAGAAAAAUGGAGAAAUUUGUGUUUCCACAGCAAUAUUUGCUUUUCCGAGUGUAAAACGUGAAAUAACAUACAUUUUGGCGUGAAUACACUCAGAAAUGUCUCGUUUCCAGCGCGAACAUGAAUGUGGAGGAGAACGAGAUGGAGACGAAUGCGAUUGUGGACAACACGGGACGAGUGAUGCUCUUCCGCUCGAUGAUCACCGAUAUCAGUUGCAAUUUGAACUUGCAACAGUUUCCGUUUGACCAACAGGUAUUGUAAUUUUGACAAAAUUAAACACAAACUUGUUUUUUCGAAGCCAUGAGAGUCAUUUGAAUGUAUAUUUCUGGCUGAGACUUUCAUUGAAGAUGCAUAGUUAACCAAGUCCUUAACAGACCCCAACUUCAUCUAGGAUGACCUUAAUUUCGUCUAACACAGUCCUAGAAAACGUUCUCAGAUCUGCUUCGUAACUUUCGCCUCUUGGAGCAUGGACGGCAGCAAGUUGGACCUCUCGGCCACUCCGAAAACCGACAACCUGGAGCUGUACAUCCGAAAUACCGAGUGGUCGCUCACCGAUUUCAGGUAUCCCUUUUCCGUUGUUUCGUUCUCAGUUUGUACAAUUUGUUCAGAGUGAAAAUCUAUCAAAAAAUCUACGACUGCUGCCCGCAUCCGUUUCCCGACGUCACCUACUUUAUGGUCUUGCGACGAUCACCGAGCUACUAUAUUUUCAGGCAAGACAAACCAUUCAUUAACGGGCGAAAAAUGUAG